CGGGGAAGGAGCCCGAGAAGGAGUCGGCGGCACAAAAUGGCGGCGGCGACGGGGACGGCCGGGACCGGGGCCGGGACUCCGGGCUCGGCGGCCCCCGCGGCAGCGGCCGGCACGCCGGGCUCGGGCAGCGCAGCCCCGGGAUCGCAGGGGGUGCUGAUCGGGGACCGGUUGUACUCUGGGGUGCUCAUCACCCUGGAGAACUGCCUCCUGCCUGACGACAAGCUGCGCUUCACCCCGUCCAUGUCGAGUGGCCUCGACACCGACACCGAGACCGACCUCCGCGUGGUGGGCUGCGAGCUCAUCCAGGCGGCCGGCAUCCUGCUCCGCCUGCCGCAGGUGGCCAUGGCUACAGGGCAGGUGUUGUUCCAGCGGUUCUUUUAUACCAAGUCCUUUGUGAAGCAUUCCAUGGAGCAUGUGUCAAUGGCCUGUGUUCACCUGGCCUCCAAGAUAGAGGAAGCUCCCAGAAGGAUCCGAGACGUCAUCAACGUGUUUCACCGGCUUCGACACCUGAGGGAGAAAAGAAAACCUGUGCCUCUUCUGCUGGAUCAAGAUUACGUUAAUUUAAAGAAUCAAAUCAUAAAGGCGGAAAGGCGAGUCCUCAAGGAGCUGGGCUUCUGCGUGCACGUGAAGCACCCUCACAAGAUAAUCGUUAUGUACCUUCAGGUGUUAGAGUGUGAGCGUAACCAACCCCUGGUCCAGACUGCAUGGAAUUACAUGAACGACAGCCUUCGCACAGAUGUUUUUGUGAGGUUCCAGCCCGAGAGCAUCGCCUGCGCCUGCAUUUACCUCGCUGCCCGGACGCUGGAGAUCCCUCUGCCCAAUCGUCCCCACUGGUUUCUUCUGUUUGGAGCAACUGAGGAAGAAAUUCAAGAAAUCUGCUUAAAAAUCCUCCAGCUUUACACUCGGAAAAAGGUGGAUCUGACGCAGCUGGAGAGUGAGGUGGAGAAGCGCAGGCACGCCCUGGACGAGGCGAAGGCCCAGGCCAAGGGCCUGCUGCCUGGCGGCGGUGGCGGCAGUGGCACCCAGGUGCUGGAGAGCGCGUCGCGGUUCUCACCUGCCCCGAAGCCGGCAGGCUCCCCCCAGGAGGGCAAAGGAAACAAGCCCUCCCCGAUCUCUGCGAAGAAUGCCAGGAGGAGGACGGAGGGCGCGAAGAAGGCCAAGGCCGACAGCCCGGUGAAUGGCCUGCCCAAGGGCCGAGGGAGCCGGAGCCGGAGCGGGAGCCACGAGCAGAGCUACUCAAGGUCCCCGUCGCGAUCCGCUUCCCCUAAAAGGAGGAAGAGUGACAGCGGUUCCACGUCUGGCGGGUCCAAGUCACAGAGCCGCUCGCGGAGCCGGAGUGACUCCCCGCCAAGACAGGCCCACCGCAGUGCCGCCUAUAAGGGCUCCAAGGUGAGGGGCUACCACAAGGCCAAGGACUGCAAGUUCUCCACGCAGAAGCCCCGCAAGUCCCGCAGCCGCAGCUCCUCCCGCUCUCGGAGCCGCUCAAGGGAGCGGGCAGAUAAUUCUGGAAAAUACAAGAAAAAAAGUCACUACUACAGAGACCAGCGACGGGAACGUUCUCGAUCUUACGAGCGAACAGGUCGUCACUACGAGCGGGACCACCCUGGGCACAGCCGGCACCGGAGGUGAGGCGCCGGGUCCCUCAGCGCGCACACCUCAGCCCCUGGCCCCGGGGCACGGCUCUUUCUUGGAAACGGCUGUUGACCCUGGGCCUCGCGAUGACUUUGGAGACGGAAUUGAGAGGCGGGCAAGGUGCCCUCUAGCCUGGCCCGGGCCCGGCCCCCACCUGUCCUGCAGGGCCCUCCACAGCAGCUGGCGGCCGAGGCCCGCGUCCUGGUGGUGUGGCUUGGUGCUAAGGACAGGCGGUCUCCACCCCCGUACAGACCCUCAAUUACGUUAAACCAAGAAAAUGACUCUUUGAACCUUUGCCUAUAUUAGGUUGUACUUAUGUACGUAUCUUGCAGUGUUUGACAUGAGAAAAUGGCCUUAACAGCCCCUCACUCCCUGCCCAUGUUGUAAAUAAACGUGUUUCGUACGUGUUAAAGCUGUAUCGGAAAACUCAGAACUUGAAUUCUGUCAGCUUAAAACAUGUAGAGGAUUCUGAUUUUUUAAAUGUGAAGGUAUUUCGAUCUGUGUUGAAAGUCCUAUAUUUUUAUCUGCGACGCUGAGUGCAGGCCACCAGCUCUAAUACCGAGGCAUUUCCUAUAUAUGCAUUUUAUGUGGUUAAAUAAACACAGUUCUCUCUACUCAGGACAUUUGGAACUUUAGAGAAUUUGUGGUGUGUCCUGCUUGCUGGUUACCGGGCCCAGCCUGCAGCAUCCGUUCUAGUGCUUUGUCUGCGCUGCCAUCUCGAGCUCAUUAAAGCGUUAGAUUUUGUACUGUG
Molecule: messenger RNA, 2383 nt
Organism: Phacochoerus africanus (Common warthog)
Lineage: Eukaryota; Metazoa; Chordata; Mammalia; Artiodactyla; Suidae
Gene: CCNL2
Product: cyclin L2
Exons: 11
Coding region: 37-1629 (530 amino acids)
Biological process (GO): regulation of transcription by RNA polymerase II
Cellular component (GO): nucleus
Molecular function (GO): cyclin-dependent protein serine/threonine kinase regulator activity
Source: RefSeq, a predicted model, not a curated record